AUGGAGAAGAAGGCGCGCGAGUACGCGCAGGGGGCCGUGAGGUUCAUCCAGAAGAGCGGGAGCAACUUCCUGGCGUGCAAAAACCUGAGGGAGAAGCUGGAGGAGAGGGGCUUCAAACGAAUCCAUGAAGGUGAAAAAUGGGAGCUACGCAAAAACGAAGGAUACGUAUUGAGCAAGCAGAGCAGGAACAUCUGUGGGUUCUUUAUUGGAAAGGACUUCACCAUAGAGAAGGGGUCCAUCCUCAUUUCGAUUGGCCACAUCGAUUCAUGUUGUUUGAAGGUAUCCCCGAACAAUAAUGUAGUGAAGAGUAAGCUGCACCAACUGAAUGUGGAGUGCUACGGCUCGGGGCUGUGGCACACCUGGUUCGAUCGCAGCUUGGGGCUAUCUGGCCAGGUACUCUACAAGAAGGAGGGCAAACUGGUGGAGAGGCUCAUUCAGAUUAACAAGUCCCUUCUCUUCCUCCCCAGCCUCGCCAUCCACCUGCAAAACAGAACGCGCUUCGAGUUCUCCGUCAAGAUUAACUACGAGGCGCACUUGAAGCCCAUUCUGUCCACCCUCCUGUAUGAGCACCUCGUGAAGGGCGGGAAGCCAGGUGCAGCUUCCCCCACGGAGGACGCUACAGACGCGGAUAACGCACAAGAGAAGCGCCUCGACGCGGAGGACCACUCCCCGAGCUGCCACUCCCACCAGGAAAACCCCAACUCCUCCCCCCUCCUCUACACACUAGCGAAGGAGUUGCAGUGCCAGGAAAAGGACAUCCUCGACUUUGAGUUAUGCCUAAUGGAUGUUAACCAGCCCUGCUUCACCGGGGCGUACGAGGAGUUCAUCGAGGGGGCGCGGUUCGACAAUCUGUUGGGUUCCUUUUGCGUCUUCGAGGCGUUCGCGGAGAUGGUGGACAUGCUAAGGGGGGGAGCAGAAGCAGCGGCGGGAGCGGCGGCCGCGGCAGAGGGAGAAGCAUCAGCCGCUGGUGCUGCUAGUGCUGGCGCCGCCGCCGCUCCCCCCCCCGGGGCGCACGCAAACCUGUACAUCUGCAUCGGCUACGACCACGAAGAAAUCGGGUCCCUCAGCGAAGUCGGCGCGCAGUCCUACUUUACGCAAAAUUUCAUCAAAAGGAUUUUGGCUGCCGUUUGUUCUUCCCACGCGUGUGAUGCCGCGUCUGCUACUACCUCGUCUGCUGCUACCGCUAGUGCCCCCCCCUCCAUCGACGAGCUGUAUGGAAGCCUCAUGAGCAGGUCGCUCCUGCUCAACGUGGACAUGGCCCACUGCAGCCACCCCAACUACCCAGAAACGGUGCAGGCGAGCCACCAGCUGUUUUUCCACGAGGGAAUUGCCAUCAAAUAUAAUACAAAUAAGAACUACGUCACGUCGCCCUACUACACGUGCCUUCUCAAGAGGACCUUCGAGCUGUUUGCUUCCAAUUUUAAUGAGAAAAUAAAGUACCAGAAUUUUAUGGUGAAGAAUGAUACCCCCUGUGGUAGUACCGUGGGUUCUAUGGUUGCUGCGAACCUGUCCAUGCCGGGCAUCGACAUUGGCAUUCCCCAGCUAGCCAUGCAUUCGAUAAGGGAGAUAGCGGCUGUGCGGGACGUCUACUACCUGGUCAAGGGCGUCCUGGCCUUCUACGCCUACUACAGCCACGUGCUCGCCUCCUGCGUUCCCGACGCGUAGCGCCCCGGGAGGGGUGUCACCGCGCUACUCCACUGUGUUACUCCACUGUGUUACUCCACUGUGUUACUCCACUGUGUUACUCCACUGUGCUACUCCACUGUGCUACUCCACUGUGCUACUCCACCGCGUUAUUUCACCGCGUUAUUUCACCGCUCCACCCCACCGCUUGAUGCCACGCCGUGUUUUUUCCUCUGCAUGCCUUUUGGGGCCCCCUCUUCCGACCCCGUAAGAAAAU
This is a messenger RNA of Plasmodium vivax (malaria parasite P. vivax), 1900 nucleotides long. RefSeq names its product aspartyl aminopeptidase, putative. The record is from RefSeq and is a predicted model, not a curated record. Gene Ontology annotation, biological process: proteolysis. Gene Ontology annotation, molecular function: aminopeptidase activity; zinc ion binding. The transcript has a single exon. NCBI's taxonomy places the organism in Eukaryota, Apicomplexa, Aconoidasida, Haemosporida, Plasmodiidae. The coding region runs from base 1 to 1665 and encodes 554 amino acids.